Messenger RNA from Rhagoletis zephyria (snowberry fruit fly), 1874 nucleotides. Its product is annotated as THAP domain-containing protein 1-like. Lineage: Eukaryota; Metazoa; Arthropoda; Insecta; Diptera; Tephritidae. The record is from RefSeq and is a predicted model, not a curated record.
UUCCACAAUUCUAUUUGUUAAAAAUAAUCAAAAAUCGUGGUAUUUCGUGGUUCGCCGUACACCAAAACAGUCGAAAUUCAUGGUAUUUUGUAGAUUUUGGAUUUAAUGCAGCCAAAAAACUUGACAUAAAUAUAUAAAAAAUGCAGUGUCGUGUUUUCAAUUGUGGCAGCCGUAGGAGUAAAGGUUCCAAGGUGAGCUUUUUUUCGUUUCCUGAAGACGACGCCACUGCCUUCAGGUGGGUAGAAUUCUGCCGACAAGAGAAGCCCUUCAAUUUGAAUACCAGCGCCAUAUGCAUGAAGCAUUUUACAUUUAAUGAUUUCAUGGGAUUCACUAAACGACCCUUGCUCAGGCGCGGAGCCGUGCCAACCAUUUAUGAAUGCGAUAUACCUGCUGCAGUUUCUCGACCACAAGAUGACAGCAUAGAGGAUUUACUAUAUAGCUGCGAAGUUGUUUUGUCUGAAGCUGAUAAAGAAUAUCGGCCCGAGGACGGUACUGUUGAUGCUCCAACAUCACAGAUCCGUUGUUUUUACUAUGACACCAAUUUUCAACAAGAGGAAGUUUUGAAGACUGAAGUAGAGACAUUGAAGCGCGAAAAUGCACUCCUUAAGAAGGAAAACCAUAAGCAAAGUAUCGAGCUUGCUUCAUUGAAGCGGGAGUCCAACCAGCAAUUGAAGAGAAACUCUUCGGAAUUGGAGGCGCUGCAAAAGCGUUUGGCUGAAAUGGCUGCUGAAAUUAAAAAUGUGGAACAUACACUGGCCGGCACGUUUACCAAAAGACAGAUAACGAAGAUGAAGGUUGGGACGAAGCGACGAAAAAUGACACAAAAAGACAUUGCAAAGUCGUUAGCACUGUAUGCUGGCAGCAUUGUGCAAAAUUUGAAGUGAACUCGGAUACAUGUGUUUUCCAAGAACGCUGAGAUUACCCGAUUUCAAUUACUACAGGAUUUUACUGAUGAAGCUUUAAAGAGACUGACGAAAACAGCAGGAAAAGUUGUAUUAAGGUCCUUGUAAACGAUAAGAGUGAUUUUCAUGAGAUGCCUCUGUUUUGAUAUGAAUAUUCUCAUGUGCGUUGACGCGCCAACUGUGUCUCAUUUUAACACUGCACGUGUUAGAUUCAUAAAAGGGAAUAUUUAACAAUAGAAAAAUAAUAGGGAUGCUCACACCGAUUAGGUAAAUCCUGCCCUUAUAUGUAUUUCGUGCAAAUACGUCUAGUGAAAUAUCAAAGCAUACGAAUAGUGGUGUUUGUUGACUCAUUUCCUGUAAAAUCCAGUAAAAGUUACUGGAUAAUUUGUAAACGAACACAACUAAUGAAAACUCAACAUGCCCUAUAUGAGAGCUAAGGUUAAAUUUAUUUAAGGCGGUUUGCAUGUGUCAAAGUUUCUUAUGAGUGAGUUAAAGCUUAAACAGAUGGCAGCGGACUUAAUCCGGGUAACUGCAGUUAAUUCCCGAGUUGAUCCGGAUCAACGCUGCCGUCUGUUUAAGCUUUUAGAAAGUGAGAGCUUUGAAGUUUUCUUUCCCACUUCCUUCAGCGAAGAAAUUUGUGUACCGAAAGCCAAAUAGUUUUUGUACUACCGCUACCACCUUAUACGAAUUCUUCUUGAUUAGAGCUGAGAAUACCAGUGAGAGUGUUAUUUUAAGAUGAGAGUCACUAUGCAGAGAACAAAGAUGGCGCGGUCCGAGGUACCGGUGCUAUGGCACAAGGUAGCGAACAGAAGGUGGCGCAUUCCGCAAACCGCUACUUUGGUUUUGUCAAAUAACGUAGAUCUAUAUUGUGUGGCUUUGCCGAUUCUUACAGUUAUCUAUGUUCAUAAACAACGCCUCAAAAACUUAAAAUGCACCCAAAUUCACUAUACUUUAACUAAAAUCACAAUUUUU